This is a messenger RNA of Aspergillus nidulans FGSC A4, 648 nucleotides long. Its product is annotated as putative cytokinesis EF-hand protein Cdc4. The coding region runs from base 97 to 429 and encodes 110 amino acids. NCBI's taxonomy places the organism in Eukaryota, Fungi, Ascomycota, Eurotiomycetes, Eurotiales, Aspergillaceae. Gene Ontology annotation, cellular component: mitotic actomyosin contractile ring; cytoplasm; myosin II complex. The transcript is spliced from 4 exons. The record is from RefSeq and is a predicted model, not a curated record. Gene Ontology annotation, biological process: mitotic actomyosin contractile ring assembly. Gene Ontology annotation, molecular function: calcium ion binding.
UUGUUUUUCCAAGGUUGAGAACCAAAUCUAGCUACGCAGUGAACUUUCGUUACCAGAGACAUUCCAUAGCUUUCCAAAACACACGGAAUAUUCACCAUGGCCUCGACAAACUACAAGGAAGCCUUCUCGCUCUUCGACAAGCGCGGCACCGGCCGUGUCGCCCUCGAAUCUCUCGGCGACCUGCUACGCGCCUGCGGCCAAAACCCGACGCUUGCGGAGAUUGCGGACCUGGAGAAGAAUGUCGGCGGCGACUUCGACUUUGAGUCCUUUUUGAAAGUCCUGAACCGCCCUGGGGGCUUUAGGGAGCCCGGUGAGCCGGAGGAGUACUGCCGUGGCUUUCAGGUGUUCGAUAAAGAUAUGACGGGGGUUAUCGGUAAAGGGGCAGUUGCGUUAUAUCUUGACGAACUUGGGCGAGAAGAUGACCGAUGAAGAGGUUGAUGAGCUUCUCAAGGCGGUUGAUACUAGCUCUGGCGAGAUCAACUAUACCGAUCUUGUUCGUACCAUCCUGGCCAACUAAACGACACGAUACCCUUACGUCCUCAUGAUUUGUUAUGAUGUUCCACUUUCAUAAUCUAUUCGAUUAUCGCUCCAUGUAUCCACAAACUGCUUAGCCUAGCCAUCGAUCAAUGCAUACACCUUCAUCCUAAA